Staurois parvus is the source of this 273-nucleotide messenger RNA. Lineage: Eukaryota; Metazoa; Chordata; Amphibia; Anura; Ranidae. The record is from the annotation of a GenBank genome assembly.
AUGGCACCAGGCUUUUCUCCUGCUCUGAAUGUGGCAAACGCUUUAAGCAGAAGGCAGAUGUUGUCAAGCACCGGCGAAUCCACACGGGAGAGCGCCCCUACCCAUGCUCAGAGUGCGGCAAGUGCUUCAUUGAUGCCUCCCAGCUCUCUAAGCACCGGAGGACUCACACAGAGAAAUCCAACGCCGUUAGGCAUUGGCGGUCCCACACGGAUGAAAAGCCUCACCCGUGCCCAGAGUGUGGCAAGUGCUUCAAGAACAAGUCCCACCUGCUGA